Sparassis crispa is the source of this 804-nucleotide messenger RNA. RefSeq names its product Probable proteasome subunit beta type-7. The coding region runs from base 1 to 804 and encodes 267 amino acids. The record is from RefSeq and is a predicted model, not a curated record. The transcript is spliced from 6 exons. NCBI's taxonomy places the organism in Eukaryota, Fungi, Basidiomycota, Agaricomycetes, Polyporales, Sparassidaceae. Gene Ontology annotation, cellular component: proteasome core complex.
AUGGACCACUUUCCGACAAACUGGGGCCGCCCAAGAAAUGACCUGUACGAUGCGUACAACACAUUCCCGAUCCAUGCUCGACCGUCCAUCGCUAAGGACGCAUUCGCCGAGGGCGUACAGCACACGCAACAGCCCAUCGUGACUGGCACCAGCGUGCUCGCUAUUAAAUACAAAGACGGCGUCAUGAUGGCCGCCGACAACCUCGCUUCUUACGGCUCACUCGCACGAUUUAAGGACAUCCAGCGCCUUCAUCCCGUCGGCAGCUCUACCAUCAUCGGCGUCUCCGGUGACCUCUCCGACUUUCAGUACCUCCAGAAUCUCCUUGACGGUCUCGUCGUCGAAGAGUUCACAUACGGCGACAGCGAUGCGCACGACCUUGGUCCUGCUGAGGUGCACGAGUAUCUCUCGCGUGUGAUGUACGCCCGCCGCUCGAAGAUGAACCCCCUCUGGAACUCCAUCCUCGUCGGCGGUCACAAAGACGGCAAGUCGUUCCUUGCUUACGUCGAUCUCCUUGGCACGACCUAUUCCGCAUCUUCGAUCGCGACCGGCUAUGGUGCCUACAUCGCGCUACCACUCCUCCGCAAAGUCGUCGAUGGUGAGCACGAGCAGCUAACGGAAGAAGAAGCGCAGAAGCUGCUCCAUGACUGCAUGCGUGUGCUCUAUUACCGUGACGCGCGCAGUAUCGAUAAGUAUCAAAUUGCGAUCGUCAACUCAUCAGGCAUCUCCAUCUCCGAGUCCAAAUCUCUGGACACGAAGUGGGACUUCGCGGAAGGCAUCCGCGGGUACGGCGCUCAGACACAGUGA